CCCACCUUUGAUCCUGACCAAUUGAAUCCCGUUUCAUUAUCCAACAGCAAAGAAACGACAUUAAACCCAUGUCUCCAGCAUUUUUUCUUUGUGUCCUCCUGCUCUGUUUCACCUUACAGCCAUGUCAUCGUAUCUUUACCUCAGCUGCCGGUGGCCAGUGGCAACUUCUGCAGAAAAGUAUUGGGAUAUCCGCAAUGCACAUGCAACUUCUCAACAACGACCGCGUGAUUAUUUUCGAUAGGACUGAUUUUGGCAAGUCCCAAUUGCUUUUACCGAACGGUAAAUGUCGGAAUGAUCCCAAUGAUACCGCUUUGAAAGUCGACUGUACAGCUCAUUCCGCAGAGUACAAUGUUCUGACCAAUACCUUCAGAGCUUUAACUGUUCAGACCGACGUUUGGUGUUCUGCUGGUGCUUUGAUGGCCGAUGGUGGCCUGAUUCAAACAGGCGGUUUCAAUGACGGUGAACGAAGAGUCAGGAUUUUCACCCCCUGCAAUGGUAACUGUGACUGGGUGGAAAUUGAAUACGGAUUGGCAGCGAGACGUUGGUAUCCCACCAAUCAUAUUCUGCCAGAUGGAAGACAAAUCAUCAUCGGUGGUCGUAAGCAGUUUAAUUAUGAGUUUUAUCCUAAGAAUACAGCUCCGGGUCUGUUCAAUUUGCCUUUCCUGGAGGAGACGAAUGACUAUGGGGCAGAGAACAAUCUGUACCCUUUUGUUCAUCUCAAUGUGGAUGGAAAUUUAUUCAUUUUUGCGAACAACCGAGCAAUUUUGUUUGAUUAUGUCAACAACAAAGUAGUCAAGACUUACCCGAUGAUUCCCGGUGGUGAUCCCCGGAACUAUCCCAGCACUGGGUCGUCGGUGUUGCUUCCCUUGAAGAAUUUACAAGCUCCAGCUAUCCAAGCUGAAGUAUUGGUAUGCGGAGGAGCACCGAAAGGAUCUUUUUUCAAAGCUAAAAAAGGCAACUUUGUGACCGCCUUGAGUACUUGCGGUCGGAUCAGGAUAACCGACCCGAAUCCUCAGUGGGUUAUGGAGACGAUGCCGCAAGCCAGAGUCAUGGGCGACAUGACAUUGCUCCCGGACGGUACUGUCUUGAUCAUCAAUGGUGCAGGGGCGGGUACUGCCGGAUGGGAACAUGGUCGGAAUCCGGUAUUGAGUCCAGUCAUUUACAGACCCGAUAACCCAAUUGGAUCACGGUUUGAGGUGCAGAACCCGACUACCAUCCCACGGAUGUACCACUCCACGGCGGUGCUACUCCGUGACGGUCGGGUUCUUGUCGGUGGAAGCAAUCCUCAUAUUUAUUACGUCUUCACGAGAGUCCUUUUCCCAACUGAAUUAAGUUUGGAAGCAUUUUCUCCGGACUAUCUCGACCCUAAAUUCAACAAUAUCCGUCCCACGAUUGUUGCACCGGUAAAUCAAGGAAUUUUGCGUUACGGUCAAAAGCAAACAGUACGUUUCAGUUGCACAGGACCAUUGGUCCAGAACUCGGUGGUGGUGACACUGGUGGCGCCGUCGUUCACGACACAUUCUUUCUCCAUGAACCAGAGGCUGCUGGUGUUGGGAAACAACAAGAUAACUGUUCUGAGGAGGAAAACCUACGACGUGGAGGUGACAAUACCGACUUCCGCUGCCCUCGCGCCCUCCGGAUAUUAUCUCAUGUUCGUGAUUCAUCAAAGUAUUCCAAGUAAUGGCAUUUGGAUUCACUUACAAAGUUAAUCAUUUUUUAAAAAACAAAAAUAAUUGAAAUGAUAAGUGUUCCUUUCUUAAAAUUAAUUAUACUUGUUGGUAUUAUUAAAGAAAGGCCUCAAAUGAUGUUCUUCUUCUUCAUCUUCUUCUUCCUAUUUUUUUUUAGUCAAAUCGUGAUGUUCUCAAAUUGUGCAAAUAUUAUGAAUUUUACAAAGUUUUUAAUCAAUAAAAUUGUAGGAUUGAC
Rubroshorea leprosula is the source of this 1923-nucleotide messenger RNA. The record is from the annotation of a GenBank genome assembly. Lineage: Eukaryota; Viridiplantae; Streptophyta; Magnoliopsida; Malvales; Dipterocarpaceae.